This is a messenger RNA of Pecten maximus, 1013 nucleotides long. RefSeq lists its product as uncharacterized. Lineage: Eukaryota; Metazoa; Mollusca; Bivalvia; Pectinida; Pectinidae. The record is from RefSeq and is a predicted model, not a curated record. The coding region runs from base 226 to 600 and encodes 124 amino acids. The transcript is spliced from 3 exons.
CCUACAACCACACCAACAACCACACCGAUAACUACACCGACAACAACACCUACAACAACACCGACUACCACACCUACAACCACGCCAACAACCGAACCGUCCACUAGAACAACCACUACACCUACGACCACUACUCCUGCAACCACACCAAUCCCAAGACAUACAAGUAUAACAUCAACGACUAGUAGACUCAUCGCCACCACAACAGCCACACAAGCGUCUGGUAUGGCCAGUGCCAAUGUCAGCAAUUUUCCUAUGUCGGCAGUGGGAGGUGGAGUAGGUACUCUGGCGGUGUUGGUAGCAGCUGGUAUCAUCUUUGUUGUGGUGAAAAAAUCCAGGAAUCGGAAGAGGAACCAAUCAAACGGAACCCGUUUUACCGGAACGAAUAUUCCAUCUGAAAAUAACAAUGAUACUGUGACUCACAGCAAUCCUCUGUACGAAACUGCGGGCGGUGUAGCAGCGUUUACUAAUCCAACAUUUACAGCCGAUAGUUUCGUAUCUAAAGACAAUUACGAUGAUGAUGAACUGCAAGCUACCGAACCAGAGAGUCAAUAUAUGACUUGUUAUCCAGAUACUUACAAAUAUCAUUCUAUAGCAUAACACACAAGUAACACUUUAAUAAUGCACAAGGAUAACAAAAAUAAACAGAUAUAUAAUAAUAAAUAAUGAAAAUAAUAUUCUUGGCAUUUUGUGAUUUAUAAAUUACGUCAGGGUUUGUGACAGAAUGUUUUUGACAUCCCGCUUAGAACAAUUCCGCAGAAAAGAUAUAAUAGUCCAGGUUUUCGAUAUGAUUUCAUGUAAAACAUUAUUAACUCGAUCAUAUUGUCUCAAAGAUAUUAUCUCCAAGGAAACGAAUCUGCCAAUCAGAUCAAAGUUUUUACAUAUGAAAAAAAAAAAAAAAUAAAUAAAUAAAUAACUUCAUCUCCACUUGUUCAACAUUUUUUACUACUUAAUUCAUUUGUAUCUAUUACAUCUCAUUUUAUGUUAGUUUGAAUAAAAUAAAAUGUCCACAU